AUGUUGGCGGCGGUCCCCGCACUCACGGUGGCGCCGUCGCGGAGUCCUCGGUCCGACGCGUCCGGCGCGGACCCCCUGCUGGACGGCGACGUCGACGACGAAGACGAGGACGGCGGCAACCAGAAGCGGGAGGACCAGGCUGUGCGCGAGCAGCACCAGGUGGCCAUCCUGAAGCAGAUCAACCGCGUCAACGAGGACGGGUCCUACACCUUCGGCUACGAGGCCGCGGACGGCAGCUUCAAGAUCGAGACGCGCGACGUGCUGGGCCACGUCAAGGGCAUGUUCGGCUUCAUCGACGAGCAGGGUCAGCUCAAGAGGGUGUCGUACACGGCCGCCAACGGCACGGGCUUCCAGGCGGACCCGACGCCCGCCUCGCCCGGGGUGACCGUCAACGGCGCGCCGACCGGCCAGCAGCCCCUGCCAGGCGCCGUGUACCAGCAGAGUUUUGUCAGAGUUGCAGAGUUUUGCUCAGAGUUUCAGAGUUCAGGUCAGAGUUUCAGAGUUCAAGUGAUCCGGCCGCUGGCUCGCCGCCGGCCGAGCGCCGUGCGCCUGGUUGUCCCCCCGGGCACGGCCUCCACGGCCUCCACCACGGACGCCAACGGGCGCGCGCACGUCAUCCAGCAGAUCCCGCGGCGCGUGCGGCCGCUGCAGCAGGCCGACGGCUCCAUCCUGUCCACCGUGUCGCCCUCGUCCACCACCACGGCGUCGACGGCGUCGUCGCGGGCCUCCGUGCGGCCCGUCCUGGUGCUGGCCACGCCGGCCCCGGGCGCCGACGGCAGCACCCCGACGCCCGCGCCGUACGGCCAGUACGUGCGCCGCGCCGAGCACCCCGCCAGGCGGCCCGUCCUCGUGCUGGGCUCCAUCCCCGCCGCCUCCACGACCACCACCACCACGGCCGCGCCCGUCACGGAAGACAAUGCCAGCGAAGGUGAUUUCCUCCGGCGAAUUUAA
Molecule: messenger RNA, 951 nt
Organism: Thrips palmi
Lineage: Eukaryota; Metazoa; Arthropoda; Insecta; Thysanoptera; Thripidae
Exons: 5
Coding region: 1-951 (316 amino acids)
Cellular component (GO): chitin-based extracellular matrix
Molecular function (GO): structural constituent of chitin-based larval cuticle
Source: RefSeq, a predicted model, not a curated record